AUGGCCUCACCCUCAUCCUCGAAAUGGCUUCUCUCCCUCCUCCUCUCCUCCUUCACCUGCCCCUCUCUCGCAGCCUCAAAAUCGACCUCGACAACAACAGAUCCAACCUGCUACUCCUUCAACGGCACCCCCAACUCUGACUACCAACUAUGUCCCCAGACCGACGCAAAAGGCAUGUGCUGUUUAACCGGCACCAAAGACCAGCCCGCCGAUGUAUGUCUUCAGAAUGGCCUGUGUCAAACCGUCGCCGAGUCCCAGAUCAAGGGCCAGACGGUGCGGAACUAUAGUUAUUGGCGCGGGUACUGUACGAGUCGCGAUUGGGAGGGAGGUGGGUGUUUGGGGGUUUGUCUUGAUGGGUCGAUCUACAUCUAUAUCUACAUCGACUACUGCGUCUACAUCUACACUCAGCUCGACCUCUACAUCAACUUCUACUUCUACCUCUUCAUCAUCAUCGUCUUCAUCCUCAACAAUAUCUACAACAUCAACUUCAGCAACAUCUUUACCAACAACCUCAAACUCAACACCAUCCCCAACACCAGCAGAACAAUCCACCAAAUCCGACCCCUCAACCCCCGUCCCCGGCAUCUCCAACGGCGUCAAAGCCGGCAUCGGCGUGGCCGUCAGCAUCGCCGCCCUAUUCCUCUUCGUCGCUGCGAUGUGGCUUCUGCGUCGCCACCGCACACCAAAGAUCGUGUCCGAGAGCAGGGAGUAUAUCGCGACGCCGGUGCAGAGGGAGUUAGUGGGGACGGGGAGAGGGAGGGGGGUGGGUUAUAG
Molecule: messenger RNA, 774 nt
Organism: Aspergillus steynii IBT 23096
Lineage: Eukaryota; Fungi; Ascomycota; Eurotiomycetes; Eurotiales; Aspergillaceae
Exons: 3
Coding region: 1-774 (257 amino acids)
Source: RefSeq, a predicted model, not a curated record